AUGACUUCUAAGUCAGAGGAGCCGACCAUCCGGCCUGUGUAUAAGGUGUACAAGCGACGGUUCUGGGGCCUCGCGCAGCUUGUGCUGCUGAAUAUCGUCGUGAGCUGGGAUUGGUUGACCUUCUCCUCCAUCUCCAGCACCGCCGCAGACUACUUUGAGGUCUCUGAAGGAGCGAUCAACUGGUUAAGCACUGGCUAUCUGUUCGCCUUCUGUGUCGCUAGUCCGUUCGUGAUCUGGGUGUUGAAUAAAGGAGGCCCCAAGCCUGCAAUUAUCACCACAGCAACCCUUUUGCUGGUCGGGAAUUGGCUGCGAUAUGCGGGCACUCGAGCAAACGGGGGCAUUUUCGGUCUGGCGAUGUUCGGGCAGUUCGUGAUCGGCCUGGCCCAGCCGUUCUGUCUAUGCGCGCCCACGCGCUAUAGUGAUCUAUGGUUUACAGAUCGCGGCCGCACCAGUGCCACAGCAGUCGCUAGUUUGGCUAAUCCCCUCGGUGCGGCAUUGGGCCAGCUGGUCGAUUCAGAAUGGGUCACCAAGCCCUCAGAUAUCCCGAACAUGGUGCUCUACAUCUCUGUCAUUGCAACUAUUGCAUCUAUCCCAUCCUUCUUCCUUCCUGCCGCCCCACCGACGCCACCGACUGCUUCUUCUGAAGCCCCCCGCACGCCUUUAAUCCCAGCCACAAGGGAAUUACUUGGAACACUAGAAUUCUGGCUCAUCCUGGUGCCAUUCUCGGUUUACGUUGGCUUUUUCAACAGCGUAUCGUCCCUUUUGAAUCAGAUCUUAGAGCCUUAUGGCUUUUCCGAAACAGACGCCGGAAUUGCAGGUGCCAUCUUGAUUGUUGUGGGCCUCGUAGUGUCAGCAAUAGUGUCUCCACUCACGGACCGGUUCAAGCAUUAUCUGGGAUCGAUCCGCAUUCUUGUACCGAUAAUUGUCGCCUCUUAUAUCGGAUUGAUCUUUGCACCCGCUAGCCCUGCCGGAAUAGCGCCCUCUUAUGUGGUCAUGGCACUGAUGGGGGCAUCCUCCUUUGCGCUUCUCCACACAGUCCUCGAGUAUCUGGUCGAACUCACAUAUCCGUUCUCCCCAGAGAUUGGAAGCACCAUCUGUUGGACUGGGGGCCAGCUGCUUGGGGCAUGCUUUAUUCUCAUCCAAGAUGCGCUCAAGGCGGGGAAGAAUGCUAGUCCACCUUCGAACAUGCGCAAUGCAUUGAUCUUCUCCUGUGUUGUGUCUGCAGCGGCUGCACCCUUUCCUCUAUGCCUUGGUCUAUUUGGGAGAGAUGUCCAACGCCGACGUUUAGAUAUCGAUAUUGGGGUCGAGCUCCAGCCUAGGAACGAGCGCACUCCUGGCUCGACUGCUGGCGAGACUAAACCUUGA
Penicillium chermesinum is the source of this 1365-nucleotide messenger RNA. RefSeq names its product putative cell surface receptor/MFS transporter (FLVCR). Gene Ontology annotation, cellular component: membrane. Gene Ontology annotation, biological process: transmembrane transport. Lineage: Eukaryota; Fungi; Ascomycota; Eurotiomycetes; Eurotiales; Aspergillaceae. Bases 1 to 1365 code for a protein of 454 amino acids. The transcript has 4 exons. The record is from RefSeq and is a predicted model, not a curated record. Gene Ontology annotation, molecular function: transmembrane transporter activity.